AUGCGUAUUUAUUUUAUUUUGUACACAAUCUGCUAUGCUCAGACCUGCCCCGACUGCAGAGGAGAUGGGAGUGAUACGUCCCUAUUACAAGUAGACUCAAGGCCGCCUCCAGACGCUCCUGGUAUCAUUAUUUGGUCCUAUGGACGAAGCGCCACUGGCUCCUUGAAGAGAUCGUUGAUAUCAGCCACAGGCUAUACGUACUGCCGAAACAUGGGCGAACCUUUUGCUGAUCGUGCGCCUAAUAUCCAGUCUCUUCAACGCUGUAUGCGAAAGGGGCAACUGCUUUUGAUGAUCAAGCCACAACACUUGUUUGAACAUGGAGGUGCUUUGCAACGACCACAAGACUUCUUUCAAGCGGCUUUUCAGGCUGGCUUUCGCAUUGUUGUUGGAAGCUUCCGGGAGAACCAACUGGCGAGGGAUUUGUCUUCCUUUGAGUUGAAGACUCGACAGGACAGGCGGAAACUCCCCGACUAUGUCAUUGACCCUAAUAGCACCGCUGUCAAGAGAUGUUUACACUAUCCUGGUAUUGUUCGUUAUUAUGAGGAGCUUCGUACAAACUACAGCCUCGGUUUGGAAGCUGCCUACAACCUUGGGUACACCAUUGUACCUUUUUCAUUCCAAGAUUUGAUCAGAGACACAUGCAAGGGUGUCAGACGUACAAUAAAAGCACUGCGGUCACUAAAAGUCUCACAGAGUUUCAAAGACUGUAGUGCUGUAGCUACUCAUAUCAGUCCUCCCCACGCCAAUCAGACAGUUGACUCUGCCACUAACGCAGAAGUGGCAUCCAUUAUUCGAGCUGAACUCUUGGGAACGCCUUACCAGUGGAUGUUGGAUCUUGAUGCAACAGAUUGGCCACCUGGAAUAGAGCCGCAGAAGCCGGUCCCUACAUGGCAUAUGCACGAGUUGAUUUCCAAGGAGGGCAAUACUUUUAUGCGCCUUCCAAACGAUGCUGGGAAACGCAGCUUGUAA
Cladocopium goreaui is the source of this 969-nucleotide messenger RNA. The record is from the annotation of a GenBank genome assembly. Lineage: Eukaryota; Dinophyceae; Suessiales; Symbiodiniaceae.